AUGGAUCUAUCUGAGGAAACAGCAAAACGGAUUGCCACACUACAAGCGAAGCUCAACAAGAAGCUGGGCCCCGAAUAUAUCUCGCAGAGACCAGGUCCAGGUGGUGGUCCAAAGCUUACCUAUGCUGAAGGGUGGAAGAUCAUCAAUUUGGCGAAUGAAGUAUUUGGAUUUAAUGGCUGGAGCUCAAGUGUAGUAACCCUGGCGGUAGACUAUAUUGACCUCAAUGAAGAAACCAAACGAUUCUCCGUCGGAGUUUCAGCUAUUGUCAGGAUAACUCUGAGAGACGGCGCCUACCACGAAGAUGUUGGCUACGGGUUGCUGGAGAACUCCAAGAGUAAGGGUGCUGCUCUUGACAAGUGCAAGAAAGAAGCUGUUACCGACGCGGUCAAGCGCGCUCUGCGUAAUUUUGGCAAUCUGCUAGGAAACUGUCUAUAUGACAAGUCUUAUGCACAAGAAGUCAUUAAAAUCAAAGUUCCUCCUGUAUGUAAUCAUUUUACAUUCUAUGUGGCGCAUUCCUGA
This is a messenger RNA of Postia placenta MAD-698-R-SB12, 519 nucleotides long. RefSeq lists its product as hypothetical. The coding region runs from base 1 to 519 and encodes 172 amino acids. The transcript has 4 exons. Gene Ontology annotation, cellular component: nucleus. NCBI's taxonomy places the organism in Eukaryota, Fungi, Basidiomycota, Agaricomycetes, Polyporales, Adustoporiaceae. Gene Ontology annotation, biological process: mitotic recombination; double-strand break repair via single-strand annealing; double-strand break repair via homologous recombination. The record is from RefSeq and is a predicted model, not a curated record.